Plasmodium vinckei vinckei is the source of this 1473-nucleotide messenger RNA. RefSeq names its product conserved Plasmodium protein, unknown function. Bases 1 to 1473 code for a protein of 490 amino acids. The record is from RefSeq and is a predicted model, not a curated record. NCBI's taxonomy places the organism in Eukaryota, Apicomplexa, Aconoidasida, Haemosporida, Plasmodiidae. The transcript has a single exon.
AUGAAUAAUAAUCAAAGUGAUGAAAACAAUGAAGUGAUUAAAUCGUUAGGACAUAAUGCAUUAGUUACGCUUCUUCUAAAUAAUGAGAAUUAUCAUGAUGAGGAAAUUGAAAAAGUUGAACAAGCUGAAAAUAGUGUAGGUAGUGAUAUAAAUAGUAACAAAAAAGGAAAAAAUGAAAUAGACAUUUUUGAAGUUAAUGAGAGUAUUGUAGAUGAUUUAUAUGAUUAUAAAAAAAAUGAAAUAUAUUUUUCUCCAAAUAAUAUAAAUAAAUAUAGUGAGGAAAAAUUUUACGAAAAUGAAAUAGACUUGUUACACUAUAAUAAUAUGCACAUUAAUAGUAGCAUAAAAACAGAGCUUGUAAAAAAUAAUAAUUAUUUUAAAAAUUUGAAGAAAUAUAAUUUUUUACUUAAAAAAAAUAAAUAUAAUACAAAUUUUUCAAUUCCUCAUAAUUUUAAUAUGCAUAAUAAAUUUUUAGCAAGUGUAUCAAACAGUAUUGGUAGAUUUACAAAUAAAAGUGAAAAAAAAUUAUUUUAUCUACCCCUAUCAAAAAAGAAAGAAAUUGGAAUAGAAGAUAGCGAACAUAAUGAACUAGUAGACUGUUCUCUUCAUUCUAAUCAUUUUCAAAUUGAAUGGAAAAACAAAAAAAGUGAGGAAACAAAUGUAUCAUGUGAUAUGUGCAAUACCUCUGAAACGUUGAAAAAUAAAAACAUGAUUUUAAAUGAAAAUAUAGAUAAUACAAAUAAGGAAAGAAAUGGUGAGGCUGAACUUGUAGAGAAAAAUUCAUGUAACAGAUCAGAACAUAAUGUAGAAGAUGCUGACAUUUUCUAUAGUAAUAACAUAAGUAAUAGGGAAAUAAUAGAAAGAAAUAAAUGUAAAUGCUGUUCACAAAAAUAUAUAAAUAUCUAUAAAGAUCAUAACAAAAAUAAAGAUGAGAGCAAGCUGAAUAAGAAAAGGAAAAUCGAGAAAGUGGGGUCUCCAACUGAUAAUGUAGCCACGAUAAAUGACAAAAAUUGUUUCGAAAAAAAUAAGAUGAAAAAAAAAGUGAAAAAAAAAACGGAAAGGGAGGUGAAAAGUAAAAGUGAUGAAGAAAACCAAGAGAAGACGAUAAAAAUAGAGAAUGAUGGUGAAGACAAAAAUGAAAAACCUUUUGAGCAUUUCGUUUUCCUAGAUUUUAAUCCAAAAGAUGAAGAUUAUAAAGCAAUUAAAAAAACAUUAGCAGCACAUGGGUUGGUUCUUGACUUAUCAUUUGAUACUAAUACAAAAAAGGAAAAUAUAAAUACAAAAGUUGAAAUAAUAAAUAUGAAAAAGUGCUCUAUUAAAAAGGAAAUAAAUAAUAAUGGAACAAACUUAGAACAAAUUGUAGAAGUUGGAGAUAAUCCCCCAAAAUAUAAUUUAUUAAAACAAAAAAAAAAUACCGGAAAAAUUAAAAUCGUUGAUUAUGAUUUUGAAAAAAAUAUAUGUUAUUUUCAAUAA